AUGUCUCGCCUUUCACCGUUCCCGACGUUCCGCGCCGAGUCCCGUGCCAGCGUCGCGGCCUCCGACACGACGUACCACACCUGCGCCUACCAGAGCUUCAACGACGUCGAGCUCUUCGCCCCGAGCUCGCCGCCCUCCAGGACCCCCGUUCCGGCACCGGCGUCGCCGCCCUCUUCCUCCCACCAGGACCCCUACUCUCGCCCGGACCACUACCCUCACCACAAGGACGUCGAGCCCGAGACGGCCGAGAUGCGCCGCCAGGAUUCCGGCUACGAGUCCCUCCCGCCGCGGUCCUCCUUCUCCAACCCGCGCCGCUCGUCGACGGCCUCGUCCUCCCACUCGUCCUCUAACCCUCGCUCCCGCGGCCGUCCGACUAUCCGCCGCGCGCCCAAGACGAGCCCGUACCCCACGGCCGCCCGCACCAGCGGCGGCAGCCUGUACCACCCGCAGCAGCGCCAGCACCUGCACUCGGCGCUCUCUCAACCCCCCGUGACCUUCUUCCACUUCCCGGCGCACCCCACCGACGUCGAGCUCGCCGCCCGGCGGCCCCGCGAGGACGUCGAGCUCGAGCAGCGCGUGCUGCUCCCGGCGGGGGCAUCAUCAUCGGCAUCAGCAGCAGCAGCAGCAGCCGCCUCCGCCUCCGGGGAGGAAGGGUCCGCCGACGUCGCGCCGCUGCCGCCGCAGGCAACGCACUAUUGGACCAGCGACCGGACGCGGCGGCUCGAGUACGCGGCCAUCGACGCCGCGAGCCGGGGCGUCAAGGGCUGGGUCAAGAGGCACCUGGUGCCGGACUGCUUCGUGCCCAAGGAGAAGCACGUCGCCUUCGACGACGACACGGGCAGCGUGCGGCGCUACCGCCUCGAGCUCGACGAGGAGGCGCCCUGCGAGAAGCGCGGGUGCGGCGGCCGCCGCAGGAGCUGGUUCGCGUGGAAGCGCUCCAAGACGGCUUGA
Molecule: messenger RNA, 951 nt
Organism: Colletotrichum graminicola M1.001
Lineage: Eukaryota; Fungi; Ascomycota; Sordariomycetes; Glomerellales; Glomerellaceae
Exons: 1
Coding region: 1-951 (316 amino acids)
Source: RefSeq, a predicted model, not a curated record